AUGUGGUGCAAUGCAAAACUCGUCAUGGUUGUUUUGAGUAAUUUGCAUCAAAAAGCCAAAGAUCUCUUUAAGUGCAUAACCCCAAAAGAGAUCUUCUACAUCUUCACCUUCACUAUCCUCACCCUCCUCUUACCUAUGUCGUUUCUGCUACUGGCGAAAUUCUCCGAUGCACAAUACUAUCUUCAAACACUCACUUGGUACCAUUCACCUCAGCACAUUCCCUAUGUUUUAACACUUCCCCUUCAGGUCCACCCUGUCAUUCUCCACGUUCUUGUGUCCGUUAUUAGCAUGGCUUCGUUCAUCCACGUUUUGACCGGAAAAAUCAUGACUUUGAGUGACCCUUCAUCACCGUCAAGUACUGUUGUUCAACCUCGUCUCUACACUGCGUGGAUUCUCCUUUGCACGUUCCAAGUUUGCGUUGGUUUGGGCAUUGAGGGGAGUAUUGAGGCGGGGUUAUAUGACUCUGAUGAGUCGAGUUUUGGCGUUGAGAGAAGCUUGUUUAGCAGAGUGGCUUUCCUCGUGGGGUUGCACCAGACGACGCAGGUUUGGGCCAGGAUGGUGGUGAGGCCUGUGGUGGAUGACACGGUGUUUGGUGUUGAGAGACAAGUAAGAUUGGUGGAGAGGGUGGUGGUGGCGGCGAGCUUGGGUGCGUUGUGGUGGUGGAGGUUGAGGGAGGAUGUGGAGAGUUUGGUGGUAAUGGUUGAGGCGAACAAAGAGCAAUUGAUGGAUGUGAAAGUGAGUGACUUUGUUGGGUGGUGGCUCUACUAUCUUACUGUCACAAUUGGGAUGGUCAAGCUUGUAAGGGGUCUUAUAGGGAUGUGCACAAUUUGUGUAUGCAGUAGAAGUGCAACCAUUUUCAAGGUGGAACACUGUGAGAUUGACGAUAAGGUGUAA
Molecule: messenger RNA, 894 nt
Organism: Sphenostylis stenocarpa
Lineage: Eukaryota; Viridiplantae; Streptophyta; Magnoliopsida; Fabales; Fabaceae
Source: the annotation of a GenBank genome assembly